Epinephelus lanceolatus (giant grouper) is the source of this 2361-nucleotide messenger RNA. RefSeq names its product N-acetylated alpha-linked acidic dipeptidase like 2 (gene naaladl2). Lineage: Eukaryota; Metazoa; Chordata; Actinopteri; Perciformes; Serranidae. The record is from RefSeq and is a predicted model, not a curated record.
AUGGCGUACAGGAAGGUGUGUGAUGCCCAGGUUGGCCCAAUGGUCGGUGAGGUUCUGCACUGCUCUGGAGGUCUGGAUCUUGACUGGGACCUGGACAAGGAGGAGCUACAGGAACCUGGACCCAGCAUGGACCGCAUGCAGAUGCAACACGUAGACUGCCAGAGAUCAGGGUGUUCAGACCCUGGGCCUGACCCUGACCCCGAGCUGAUGGAACCCAUCCAGCCAUCUGUCUCAGUUUCACCACAUGGACGAUUUGAACGACUCCAGGAAGAUCCCAACUACAUCUCCCACUUCACCAGGGCUCCGGGCCAUAAAGGCCAACGGCGACUCCAUUGUUUCUUGCUCAGGUACCUCCUGGCAGGAGUGGGACUUUUUGUCUUGGGACUCCUGAUUGGCUGGUUCACUCACACACCCACUGUAAAACCACCUGUUCCUCCAUCUGACAGCUCAGACCUGCUGGAGGAGCUGCUGAAAGGGAUCACAGCCGACAAGAUCAACGCUCUUCAUAGGUCCUUCUCCAUCCUAUCAGAUGACAGCGAGGAAGCCAGAGCCAGAUACCUCUACAGGCAGUGGGUGGGACUUGGUUUGACUGACGUCCGUCUGUCCAAUUACACAGUUCUGCUCAGCCUUCCCGGUUCCACACCAAACACCAUUACUGACAGGUCUAGUCACCAGUGUUUCCUGCCAAAUGGCACCCCGUGCGAUCAGCGUGGACCCAAUGACCUGUCAAAGCAGCAGUUCUCUUACGCAGCCUAUUCUGCUGUUGGAAGUCUGCAGGGGGAGGUGGUCGAUGUGCAGUACGCCACUGUGGACGACCUCAGGAGAGCCAAAGACAGCCUGAACCUCACCAACCAGAUUGCCGUGGUCAAGCUUGGCCAAGCACCUUUGCUGUACAAGCUAUCCCUACUGUCUGAGCUGGGUUUUGGAGGUGUUCUGCUUUACAUUGACCCGUGUGAUGCUCCCCCUGGCCGCCACACCUGGCAUCAAGCCUUCAGAGUAACUCUCAACCCUGGCGGAAACCCUGCCACCACUGAGGUGUCAAGAGAGGCUGGAGGAAGUCUGACAUCUCUGUUGGUUCAGCCCGUCUCUGCCCUCCUGGCAAAGACGUUACUGUCCCCUCCAUCCACAGGGCAGGGUGACUCCUGUAUUCCUUUAGCCAUGCCUCCCAACACAGAACGAAAGAAGAUUACUCUGACUGUUGGAAACCAGGUGUCCUACAAGAAGAUCUACAAUGUUGUGGGAUACCUGAAAGGAAGGAGGAACCCAGAUCGCUAUGUGCUGGUUGGCAGUCGUCAUGACAGCGACCAGGGAGGUGGGGCUUCAGCCAUCAUGAAUCAGCUCAUCGCAGCGCUGACAGAGCAGUCCAAAAGAGGAUGGGUGCCAGACCGUACCACUGUGUUUUGCUCAUGGGGAGGGUCAGCCCUAGGGAAUAUUGGGUCCUAUGAGUGGGGAAAGGAUAACAGUGUUGUCCUACAGAGCAGUGCAGUGGCCUACGUCAGUCUGAACUCUCCAGUCAGAGGGACAGAGACUCUGAGAGCUACAGCUUCUCCAACACUACUGCAACUCACUUCAGAUAUACAGAGAAGACAGUUGCUGAGUUGCAUUCGUGGUGGGAACUGCCCUGGACCCAACGUCAGCUCGCUGCAGUUGCCUGGAGAUGUGAAUUUCUUCGCCAACCAGCUGGCUGUGCCCACCAUGGAGUUUGCCUUCGAGCAGACCAAAGCAGAGGAGACCACCAGUUUCCUGUCAGAAGCCCAAUUUUCUGCUGAGUCACCAGAGAGCCUGGAUCCACUUUUCAAGUUCCAUGAGACCAUUGCAAAGAUGACAGCAGAAGCCAUUCUCCGUCUCGUCAAUGAUCCUGUGCUGCCAUUCUACCCUCUGGAUAUUGCCCUGGAUGUUCAGAACAAACUCAAAGACAAGAGCGUGGUAACUCAGCCCAUGCUGUCCUCAGCCUCCUCUCUGAGGGACCACGCAGCUUUUUUCCAGUCAGAAACGAUGCGGCCUGCAAAUGACCCCAAAGAGCGCGACCCCUCCCACGUGCGGAUGCUGAAUGAUGUGCUCCGUGACCUGGAGAAGAGCUUCAUCAUCCCACAGACACUGCCUGGAGUGUACAGGAACCUGUUAUACAGCCUUCCAGGGAAGACUCCUCAGUUUUCCAUCCUCAGGUUCUCACAGGAAGCCGUCCUGCAUUGUAACGUCACCAGCAAAACAGUCAAACACAACUCUGCAGACAAGGAAGUACUUUGCCACAGCACCAUGAACCGGUUUCUGUCUCUCAUCCUCAGGGCCAUCCGCUCAGCUGAGAGGCUGGUGUGUUUUGGCUUGGACUUGUUUGAAAAUUAUCCAAGUGACACAAUAUGA